CCUAACGGCCCUCUGGGCUCCCUCCCCAAUGAACAAUUCAAUUUCUCAUCAGCCAGCCACUCUAGAUAGAGGCAACUCUACCCCUCAUAAACUUUGUUCUCCCUGUGAAUAACGUCGAACAACAACACUAUUUCAGGUGUUAUUCAUGUGCCACCCCCUACCAUGUUCUUGGGUUACUUCUUCAUCCUCGGGCCACAAUGGCAUCCGAUGCCUUUUAUGAUAAUAACUCGGCCAAUGAGCCCGAUUCCGCAACCAUGCAUGAUACAUCCGAGUACGCGUUUGAACCCGAAUAUUGUCCAGAUGAGCUACAUCUGAUCAUCAAGCGCAACGACACGCUCGGUCUGCUCCGCUACAGCGAAGAAGCAAAAGAGCGUGGUGAGGAUUUUUUCAGCCGGGUCAAAGUAAGCCUUUUCGGCUACUACCCGUUUCCGCCCUUCUAUUCCGCGGCGGAUUAUGGAAGUCUGAACGCUUUACGCGCCUUGGUCAAUCUCUAUCAGUCCGACCCUACGCAUUCUCAACAGCCGCUGGAGAAAUAUCUGCAGAGACUUGACUUUCGGAUGCUUAACCUCGCCUGCGGCAACGCCGACAGGAAAAUGACACGGUUCCUGCUCGAUCAUCAGCCACCCCUGGGCGCGUGGCGGGAUCGGGACGCUAAGGGGGCGACACCGCUGGUCUGUGCCGCACAGGCUUUUCCCGGUAAUGUGGAGGCUUUGAAGAGAAAGAUGAAGGAGACAAGUCCCGCGAUGAUCCGGGAGAAGUUGCGAGAGCACCAUGCUCGCUAUGGCGAGUUUAUCGAGUUCUGUUUGGCCAGUGGUGCUUCGGUCCGCGAGGCGGAUCAAUACAUGCUUCCCUAUCAACUCGGAUGGCAAGCCCAGCCUGGCGACCAGCAGAUACUGGGGGACACUGUGCUGGGCAAUGUGAUAACCCACGCUAGCUAUGCAAUGGUGUCCCGCUUGAUCGCGGCAGGCGCCGAUGCGCAUGUCGUGCAGACGUGGUACGAUCCCUGUGCCUUUGGUUCUGCCUUGCGGUGCAGCGGGGUCACACCGCUGCAUAUUGCCAGCAAAUGCUGGAAUUUGGAUGCGAUUCAGGCGCUGCUGGACCACCGGGGUCGGAUCGAAUUGGCCGAGAUGGUGUCGAGAAUGGAUGACCACGGACGGCCACCACUGCAUUGGGCAUUAAUGGGCGAUGAGGACGAGAUUGCCACCUUGACUCCUUUGGAAGUGACCUCGCGGAUGUUGCGCACUGUGAAGCUGCUUCUUGAUAUUGGACCAGCGAUGGUGAAUGUGAAGGAUCAUGAUAACAAGACAGUGCUGCAUUAUGCGGUUGACAGUCAUGUGGGGGAUGCCGACUGUCUCGAGGCAGUGAAAUUGCUGCUGGAGUACCGACCUGACCGGGACGUCCUGAACGCCCAGGGUGCGGACCUGGAUGACCCGGGCUCGACCGUUUUGCAUUACGCCGUAUCGCGUCGUGCAGAUGACGGCGUCAAGUCUGAGAUCUUCUUCCAGCUACUUGACAUUCUAAUUAUGCAUGGGGCAGAUCCGACGAUGUGCGACGAGGCAGGCCGAACAAUGCUAUACCCAUUGGCUAUGAUAGGGACAGACAUCAGGCCUAUCGAUGCUGAGACCUUGGAGAAGAUCUUGACACUGGUGGACAUCAACCACGCUGACGUGAAUGGAGAUACCUCGCUGCAUCACAUCGUGAGGCGAAUUCGCCAAAUCGGAGCGGUUGAUAAACUGCUCAACCGGGGUGCCGACGUCAACGCAGUCAACAAGAAGGGAAACACGCCGCUACAUGUGGCCGUUGGAGCAAGUACCUUCCCCAGUGUACGAAGAAUGGACGAUGGUGGAUUCGUGGAAAUCCCGCCCGAAGAACGGUUGGAGGCGUUUGAGAAGAUGAUCGACAUUCUCCAGCAGGCUGGAGCCUCCGUGGAUCAAGCCAACCUUGCAGGAGAAACACCGCGUGAAAUAUUGAAAGAGACCAGAGAACGAUGGGCGCCGAAAGACUUUAGUCCUCGCUGGAGAUAGCAUCGCCUCAGCCUAUAGAUUAACAACCAUAUUCAUGGAAGAUGAUUAGGUUUAGUCCUUUUGCUUUUUGAGAACCAGAAAUAGAAGAGUGGAG
Aspergillus aculeatus ATCC 16872 is the source of this 2118-nucleotide messenger RNA. Its product is annotated as ankyrin repeat domain-containing protein. NCBI's taxonomy places the organism in Eukaryota, Fungi, Ascomycota, Eurotiomycetes, Eurotiales, Aspergillaceae. The record is from RefSeq and is a predicted model, not a curated record. Gene Ontology annotation, molecular function: protein binding. The transcript has a single exon. Gene Ontology annotation, cellular component: nucleus; cytoplasm. The coding region runs from base 198 to 2024 and encodes 608 amino acids.